Perca fluviatilis (European perch) is the source of this 1119-nucleotide messenger RNA. RefSeq names its product agouti signaling protein 1 (gene asip1). The record is from RefSeq and is a predicted model, not a curated record. Gene Ontology annotation, cellular component: extracellular region. The transcript is spliced from 4 exons. Lineage: Eukaryota; Metazoa; Chordata; Actinopteri; Perciformes; Percidae. Gene Ontology annotation, biological process: hormone-mediated signaling pathway; positive regulation of melanin biosynthetic process; melanosome organization. The coding region runs from base 362 to 742 and encodes 126 amino acids. Gene Ontology annotation, molecular function: melanocortin receptor binding; neuropeptide hormone activity.
AUUAUCAGCAGCAGGGCAAGGUACUGCUACUUAAGCAGAGGGAAAGAAAAAAGAGAAACAGAGGAGUGGGGGAUAAAAGGAGGUUUGGAGAAAGAGAGAGAGAGAACCAGAGACAAGGGGAAUAGAGAGAGGUAAAAAAAAAAAGAAGAAGAGAAAAAACACAAAAUCAGAGGUGAAGUGGGGAAAAAGGGAGCGACUACAGGAAAAGAGAGUUGUGACUUGCGGACAAAAGAGGCAGAGAAAUAAAGACGUGUGGCGAGAAAAGAAAAAGGUGGGCGAAAAGAGAGGCGCUCACUAUAGAAACGAGAAACUGAGAGCGUGACAGACUGACAGACAGCUGACCCGGAAACCACAGAGAAAGAUGAAUGCCUUCCUGCUGCUGGGCUGCUUUGUCCUAUCUGCGACAGACUACUUCCUUGCCUCUGCCCACAUGCUCCCCGACGACAGACUCUCCACCAAUAGGGUCGUGGAAUAUCACACUCUGUCGGCAAGCCUUGAGAUAGGCCCACCUCCUGUUGUUAUUGUAGAGUUGCCGAAAUCAGCGAAGAAGAACAAGAAAACAAAGAAACAAAAAAAGAACAAAUUCAGUGUAACGAAGCGCCCUCCUCCUCCUGCUGACUGCAUUCCCUUGAGGGGAAGCUGUAAAUCUCCAAGCAAUGUGUGCUGUGAUUUCUGUGCUUUCUGCCAGUGUCGGCUCUUUAGAACUGUCUGUUUCUGUCGAAUGGGCAACCCUCGCUGCUAAAGACCAGCUGCAGCCCGGCCCAGCUCCAAGCUGAGGGAGCAAAACUUCAUGCUAAAGCAAACCACUUUAAGUGAACACCUUGAGAGGUGAAUCACUUCUAGUUCUUGGUUUGUAAGUUUUCCUAAAAUUCUCUGCAUGAAAGCACUUUAUCACAGAGGACUGCCUGACUUUUCUAAAAUCUUACAGGGUGUACUACUUAUAGGACUUGUGAGACACUCAGAAAUAAAAGUUUUUAUAUUAGCUUUUUGCAUGCAUAAAUUGGAUAUGUUUGCUCAAUCAAUUUUAUAUAUUGCUUUAUUUUUACACAGAAAUACAUGAAUGCGCAGUAUCAAAUAUUUUAUGAAGCCUUUUAAGAAUAAAGUCCAUGUUUUAUAUAA